This is a messenger RNA of Cynocephalus volans (Philippine flying lemur), 3110 nucleotides long. RefSeq names its product delta like canonical Notch ligand 4 (gene DLL4). The coding region runs from base 65 to 2122 and encodes 685 amino acids. Gene Ontology annotation, cellular component: plasma membrane. The record is from RefSeq and is a predicted model, not a curated record. Gene Ontology annotation, biological process: multicellular organism development; negative regulation of Notch signaling pathway; cell communication. Lineage: Eukaryota; Metazoa; Chordata; Mammalia; Dermoptera; Cynocephalidae. Gene Ontology annotation, molecular function: calcium ion binding; Notch binding. The transcript is spliced from 11 exons.
AAAGCCGCGUCCCGAACAGAGCCAGAUACAGGGCUCGUGCGUGGAGAGAACGACGCCCCAGGGGAUGGCGGCCGCGUCCCGGAGAGCCUCUGGCUGGGCACUACUGCUGCUGGUGGCACUUUGGCAGCAGCGCGCGGCCGGCUCCGGCGUCUUCCAGCUGCAGCUGCAGGAGUUCGCCAACGAGCGCGGCGUACUGGCCAGUGGGCAGCCGUGCGAGCCCGGCUGCCGGACUUUCUUCCGUGUCUGCCUUAAGCACUUCCAGGCGGUCGUUUCGCCCGGGCCCUGCACCUUCGGCAGCGUCUCCACCCCGGUAUUGGGCACCAACUCCUUCGCCAUCCGGGACGACAGCAGCGGCGGGGGCCGCAACCCUCUCCAACUGCCCUUCAAUUUCACCUGGCCGGGUACCUUCUCACUCAUCAUUGAAGCUUGGCACGCGCCUGGAGACGACCUACGACCAGAGGCCUUGCCACCGGAUGCCCUCAUCAGCAAGAUUACCAUCCAGGGCUCCCUACCUGUGGGUCAGAAUUGGUUACUGGAUGAACAAACCAGCACCCUCACGAGGCUGCGCUACUCUUACCGGGUCAUCUGCAGUGACAACUAUUAUGGAGACAGCUGCUCACGCCUGUGCAAAAAGCGCAAUGACCACUUCGGCCACUACGUGUGCCAGCCAGAUGGCAGCCUGUCCUGCCUGCCCGGUUGGACUGGGGAGUACUGUGAACAGCCUAUCUGUCUUUCUGGUUGUCAUGAACAGAAUGGCUAUUGCAGCAAGCCAGCAGAGUGCCUCUGCCGCCCAGGUUGGCAGGGCCGCCUAUGCAACGAAUGUAUCCCCCACAAUGGCUGUCGCCAUGGCACCUGCAGCACCCCCUGGCAAUGUACCUGUGAUGAGGGCUGGGGAGGCCUGUUCUGUGACCAAGAUCUCAACUAUUGCACCCACCACUCCCCAUGCAAGAACGGAGCAACGUGCUCCAACAGUGGGCAGCGGAGCUACACCUGCACCUGUCGCCCAGGCUACACUGGCGUGGACUGUGAGCUGAAGCUCAGCGAGUGUGACAGCAAUCCCUGUCGCAAUGGGGGCAGCUGUAAGGACCAGGAAGAAGGCUACCACUGCCUGUGUCCCCCAGGCUACUACGGCCUGCACUGUGAACAUAGCACCUUGAGCUGCGCCGACUCCCCCUGCUUCAAUGGGGGCUCCUGCCGGGAGCGCAGCCAGGGGGCCAGCUAUGCCUGCGAAUGUCCCCCCAACUUCACUGGCUCCAACUGUGAGAAGAAAGUGGACAGGUGCACCAGCAACCCAUGUGCCAAUGGGGGCCAGUGCCUGAACCGAGGUCCUAGCCGCAUGUGCCGCUGCCGCCCGGGAUUCACAGGUACCCACUGUGAACUCCACAUCAGUGACUGUGCCCGCAGCCCUUGUGCCCAUGGCGGCACUUGCCAUGACCUGGAGAAUGGGCUCGUGUGCACCUGCCCUGCUGGCUUCUCUGGCCGGCGCUGCGAGGUGCGGACACCCAGCGAUGCCUGUGCCUCAGGGCCCUGCUUCAACGGGGCCACCUGCUACGCAGGCCUCUCCCCAGACAACUUCGUGUGCAACUGUCCCUAUGGCUUUGUAGGCAGCCGCUGCGAGUUCCCCGUGGGCUUGCCGCCCAGCUUCCCCUGGGUGGCUGUCUCCCUGGGCGUAGGGCUAGUGGUGGUGCUGGUGUUGCUGGGCAUGGUGGCAGUGGCUGUGCGGCAGCUGCGGCUUCGGCGGCCAGAUGACAGCAGCAGAGAGGCCAUGAACAACUUGUCAGACUUCCAGAAGGACAACCUGAUCCCUGCUGCCCAGCUCAAGAACACAAACCAGAAGAAGGAGCUGGAAGUGGACUGUGGCCUGGACAAGUCCAACUGUGGCAAACAGCAAAACCACACAUUGGACUAUAAUCUGGCCCCUGGGCCCCUGGGGCGGGGGACCAUGCCAGGGAAGUAUUCUCACAGUGACAAGAGCUUAGGAGAGAAGGCGCCACUGCGGUUACUCAGUGAAAAGCCAGAGUGUCGGAUAUCAGCGAUAUGCUCCCCCAGGGACUCCAUGUACCAGUCCGUGUGUUUGAUAUCAGAAGAGAGGAACGAAUGUGUCAUUGCCACGGAGGUAUAAGGCAGGAGCCCACCCGGGACUUCCCAGCUUUGGCCCUGCAGCUGGACCUUCCUUCUGCAUUGUUUACAUUGCAUCCUGGAUGGGACGUUUUAAAUAUGCAACGUGCUGCUCUCAGGAGGAGGAGGGAAUGGCAUGAACUGGACAGACUGUGAACUUGCCAAGAGAUGCAAUAGUCUUCCACACCCUUGGGUGUCUGUCUGACAUCGGAUUGGCAGCUACACCAGCCAGGGGAACAGAGGAGAGGAGAGGUGCCAGUUGGACCUGCCCUGCCAGCAAUGGCCUUCAGAAGGCUCCUUCUGGGGCUCUGGUCUGUUUUCCAGAGAGAGUAGCAGUGGCCUCCAGGGGCCUGGAGCUGCUGUGGCCUCCACUGGCAUCUGUGUUUCCAAAAGUGCCUUGGCCCAGGCUCCGUGGCGCCAGCUGGGCCCAAAUCAGAAAUGAGAGCAUGGCCAAUAAGGGCAAGGCCUCCUGUGGGCCGGUAAACCACUGGGUGCGGCUCUUGGCAGGGGCUGCCCUGCAAGGUGAAGUGAGUGCUAGAAGGGAGAGGAGCACUUUCUGCCCCAGCAUCCUUCUACUGCAUGUGGGCCUUGCUUGGAACACUGCUCAGCCUCUCUCCCUGGCCUAGGCCCUCUGGGCAAGAAUGUUGGUAAGCUCCCAUGCCCCUCUGGCCCCGGGUGCCUCUCGGCUCCUGUGAGCACAAAGGCAGAGGGGCCUGCCCCUUCUGCCAACCAGGGGCGCCAGGCCUAACUGGGGAGCUCAGGGCAGUUAUGUUGGAAAUUCUGAUAAGAGAGAAAAUGGGUGCUGCUGCCACCUGGGCCCUUUCGUCCCUCAAACCCAUUCCUAUGACCUAGAGCCUGGGCUCUGCCCAUGCCCACUACUGCCCCAAGACCACCCUCAAAGCCGAUCUUCAGAAAUCAAUAAUAUGAGUUUUUAUUUUGUUUGUUUUUUUGUAGUUUAUUUUGGAGUCUAGUAUUUUGAUAAUUUAAGAAUC